AUGGAUAACGUCAGGAUAGACGCCGGCACAGCAGCUCUGUUCUUCCUGGCGUGCUUCAGUAUGGUUGAGCCUGCUCCAGCACCACCAGACAUUGAAUGCAUCUGCAACCUGGAACGUGACGUUAACCACUGUAGCGUGGUGCCAUCUUUGGAUAAGAUGGUCGUUGCUGCACCGGAUGAAUGUAGCAUCGCAUGGACCUGCACGGAAAUAGAAUGCGGAUUCUACAACCCUGGUUCAAAGCCGGAGUUCCUUGACCCAGUUCGAAACAUGACGUUUGAGGGAGUUGAUGUGGAGAAGCCUGUUCAACGCGUUAUCGUCAACGUGGACUGUCAUCAUGGACAAGUUGUUCGGCACAACAUUUCCUGUCAAUUUAAUUCGAGCAGGCCCGCAUCCACCCCCCCACCUCCAUUCACUCCAGGUUCUCACUCCUCCAGUGGCAGUGUUGUUUGGCAAAGCAUUGUCGGUGCUCUUGCAGCUUUCGCAGGUGUGGCCGGUCUUGUUGUUGCCGUGUGGCGUUGUGGAGGCUGCAACAUCAAACGAAAGGAUGUUGCUGAUCCAGCUGUGGUAUACCAUGGAGCACCAACGUCUGAUGCCGCUGCAGCAGAGAUAGAGCAAGGCCAAGGCCAAUGAUUUCCUUUGUGUGUGUGUCUUCUCACAUACCCACAGUUGCCCUUGAACGCUGAUUUCUUCACAUACUGCCUAUACUAACCGCAUUCCUUUUAACAUUUGCACCAUUCUUUAAGCUACUCUGCACUUUCCCUUUUCUCUAUUACCAAGAUCAACAACUUCAAAUUACUUGCACUCAGGGCUCUAAAUUAACUGUUUUCAUCACCAGCCCAAAUGGCUAGUACUUACUAGCCAAACACACACUCACCAAUGGGUCAAAGUGUCUAAGUUGGUCUUUUCUACCAUCCAAACUGAAAUGUCAUCAGCAUUUGGCCAGUUGGCUGGUGUUAAUUUAGGCCCUUGCUCGCACUUGUACUCACACAGCGCAUGCUGUACUGCAAUUUGCAAUGCAGGAGUAGAUUAAUGGCCAGUCACAAGGGGGCAGGCUAGUGGUGAUCCUGAUCCUUGUCCUCCCAAACUGAGCCCUCCCAACUCCAACUCUUAUCAUGAGGGGCUCCGUCCUGAACCCUCUCAGUCUCAUUUCAGUGUCCAUAGACCAUCUUUUCUCACGGAGCACAUCAUUAAUGCAGUGGUUCUCAAACUGUUUUCUGCUGUGAGCCCAUUUUCGAAUCCCACCCUUCCACUCCCUACU
Messenger RNA from Engraulis encrasicolus (European anchovy), 1258 nucleotides. RefSeq lists its product as uncharacterized. NCBI's taxonomy places the organism in Eukaryota, Metazoa, Chordata, Actinopteri, Clupeiformes, Engraulidae. The transcript has 7 exons. The record is from RefSeq and is a predicted model, not a curated record. Bases 1 to 630 code for a protein of 209 amino acids.